AUUAUCUCGAUCUUUCAUAUUCUAGUCCUUCUUCAUUGGCGGGGUUCUUGAAAAUUCCCGCUUCUCAUCAUAAGGAAUCAUCGUCCUCCUCAUACCAUAAGAAAGUCAACCCCCUCGCCCCUCCAUCGAAACAACUUUCCCGGAAAAACUCCGAACGGCCAUGGCGAAUUCCAACUCUUUCGACCCGGAAACCUCCACCUACAGGUCUCCCCGCCCGCCGCUCCGUUUCCCCUCCGAACCCGACCUCACCCUCACCUCCCAUCUCUUCCGGAGCUACUCUUCCUCUUCCUCGUCUGCCUCCCCGCAGUCCCCGGCCCUGAUCGACCCGGACUCCGGCGAGUCCCUCACCUUCCGCCAGCUCAAGACCCGCGUCUCCACUCUCUCCCACGUCCUCCUCCGCGAUCUCCACCUCGGGAAGGGCGACGUCGUCUUGAUCCUCUGCCCCAAUUCCGUUCAUUACCCUGUCUGCUUCCUCUCCGUCGUCUCCAUCGGGGCCGUCGCCACCACCUGCAACCCCAUGUACACUCGGCUCGAGCUGUCCAAGCAAGUCGACGACUGUAAGCCCAAGCUGGUGAUCACCCUGCCCGAGCUCUACGACAAGGUCAGAGGAUUCGAAUUGCCCACGGUUUUGCUCGGUUCUCUGCAGCCCGGGCAAUCCGCCGGUUCCAAGAUCUGGAAUUACUUCGACCUGGUGGAAACGGCGGAGCCGAAAUCUGAGUUGCCGCCGAGUUGCGUGGCCCAGGACGACGUUGCCGCUCUUUUCUACUCUUCGGGCACGACGGGGACGAGCAAAGGCGUGAUCUUGACGCAUAGGAACUUCAUUUCGGUCUCUCUGAUGGUGACUGCUGAUCAGGAGAGGUACAGGGAGGGCAAGAAUGUGUUCUUGGCCUUCUUGCCGAUGUUCCACAUAAUGGGCCUGUCGGUGAUAGUCUAUUCGCAGCUCACGAGAGGGAACACCGUCGUGACCCUGAGGAAGUUCGAGUUGGAGAAGGUGUUGGAGUGCGUGGAGAGGUACCGAGUGAGUUACAUGUACGUGGCUCCUCCGGUGAUGGUCGUGCUGGCGAAGUGGAGGGCAGGAAAGAAGUAUGAUCUGUCUUCCUUGAGGCUGAUUGGCUCUGGCGCUGCUCCUCUGAGUAAGGAUGUUAUGGAGGAGUGCGCAAAGAAUCCCCAUGUUGAUAUCAUUCAGGGGUAUGGUAUGACGGAAACUUCUGGAAUCGUAUCGCUGGAGAAUCCCAGAGAAGAACCUAAACUUUCUGGUUCAACCGGAACACUCGUUUCAGGAGUGGAAUCUAAAAUUGUCUGUGUGGAAACAUCGAUGCCUCUUCCGCCAAACCAGCUGGGAGAAAUUUGGCUUCGAGGACCGAAUAUGAUGAAAGGUUAUCUCAACAACCUGGAAGCAACAAAGCUGACCAUAGAUGACAAAGGAUGGGUGCACACGGGAGAUCUUGGGUAUUUUAAUAAAGAGGGCCAAUUAUUUGUUGUUGACCGAUUAAAAGACCUCAUCAAGUGUUAUGGUUAUCAGGUGGCGCCAGCAGAGCUUGAAGGACUGCUGCUUUCACAUCCUGAAAUACUAGAUGCUGUCGUCAUCCCGUUUCCUGAUGCUAAAGCCGGUGAAGUUCCAAUUGCAUAUGUUGUCCGGUCCCCCAACAGCUCACUCACCGAAGUCAGUGUCCAGGAAUUCAUUGCCAACCAGGUUGCCCCGUUCAAAAGGUUGCGGAAAGUGACUUUCAUAAACAGUGUGCCAAAAACACCGGCUGGGAAGAUUCUGAGACGAGAACUCAAAGAGAAAGCUCGAUCCAAUAUAUAAGAUGGCUUAGAUUUCUGCCACUGAAAGGGAAUAUGUGGAUGCACUGCACGAUCGACCUCUCGAUGGUCCACCUUCAGCUGAUGAGUAUGUAAGUCUUGACGGAUUGGUCCAUCCUUUAAAAGGUUAGUGAGAGACCGUUUCAUAUGAACUUUGAUUUAAAUUUUGUUCUCUUAUGAGUUGAAUCAGGCAGCGAAAAUUUUCCAGUUUGAACUGGAAUACCCCAUUUGUCGGCAAUUAUGUGGAGAUCAGCUUAGCUUCUAUAUUAGAAAGUUCAAUAAAACACACUUUCUUCAUUAUGGACAUCUACAUUGAUCCAAACAAGUUUAAAAAUUUUCAA
This is a messenger RNA of Eucalyptus grandis, 2144 nucleotides long. Its product is annotated as 4-coumarate--CoA ligase-like 7. The record is from RefSeq and is a predicted model, not a curated record. Gene Ontology annotation, molecular function: CoA-ligase activity. Lineage: Eukaryota; Viridiplantae; Streptophyta; Magnoliopsida; Myrtales; Myrtaceae.